Molecule: messenger RNA, 387 nt
Organism: Aspergillus melleus
Lineage: Eukaryota; Fungi; Ascomycota; Eurotiomycetes; Eurotiales; Aspergillaceae
Exons: 1
Coding region: 1-387 (128 amino acids)
Biological process (GO): carbohydrate transport; transmembrane transport
Cellular component (GO): membrane
Molecular function (GO): carbohydrate:proton symporter activity
Source: RefSeq, a predicted model, not a curated record
AUGGACACCGGCUCCUACCGAAUUCCCAUUGCCAUCCAAUUCGCGUGGGCAAUCAUUCUCGUCCUCGGAAUGCUCUUGCUACCUGAGACGCCCCGCUUCCUGAUCAAGAAGGACCGUCAUGAGGCUGCCUUGAAGGCCCUUGCGAGACUUCGCCGGGUGGACGUCAACGAUGCAUCCGUCAUUCAGGAACUGGCCGAGAUCCAGGCGAACCAUGAGUACGAAAUGAGCGUGGGUAAGGCCGGAUAUCUGGAAAUCCUCCGCGGGUCUAUUGGAAAGCGGUUGGCGACCGGCUGUGCUGUUCAGGCAUUGCAGCAGUUGGCCGGUGUGAACUUUAUCUGUACGUCUCCUCCCUUUACAUACUACUGGCAUGAUACUAACUUGGUAUAG